This is a messenger RNA of Populus euphratica (Euphrates poplar), 2305 nucleotides long. RefSeq names its product Leucine-rich repeat family protein. The record is from RefSeq and is a predicted model, not a curated record. Bases 194 to 1960 code for a protein of 588 amino acids. Gene Ontology annotation, cellular component: SCF ubiquitin ligase complex. Gene Ontology annotation, biological process: SCF-dependent proteasomal ubiquitin-dependent protein catabolic process. Gene Ontology annotation, molecular function: protein binding. NCBI's taxonomy places the organism in Eukaryota, Viridiplantae, Streptophyta, Magnoliopsida, Malpighiales, Salicaceae. The transcript has 16 exons.
UGCUCUCUCUCUCUCUCUCUAAAGCCCUCGCUUUCCCUCUCCAAAGCUAGACCCUUUUUAGUUCAGACAAAUCGGUUUCGUUAUUUGAUCACUUUCACUUGAUCACAUCAAAGUUUGGCUUUUCUAAGGAUAUAUUAGGCUUCUUGUCCUUUGGCUUUGAAAUGGGAAACAACACCGAUCUUCUGCUUGUUUGAUGACAUCAAUAGAUAACCAAAGAGAUCACAAGUCAAUGGGUGGAAUUUGUUCAAGGAAGAGAGACCAGCAGGUUUUUGAGGGUAGAGUACGUAGAGGGGUUUCUGGAAACUAUAGUAAAAGUUCAAGUUCAAAAUGGCUGGGGACCACAUUUGCUCGACCCAAUGCUGAUCUUCAGCCAGGAUGUAGUUUCCCAUCUCUCCUGGAAUUAUGCAUCUACAGAAUACGCGAGGACAUCAGCAGAUAUAAAUCAUUUUCCAUGCUGCCAAGGGAUAUAAGUCAGCAAAUAUUUAAUGAAUUGGUAAUCUCGCAUUGUCUUACAGCUGCAUCUCUUGAAGCUUUUAGAGACUGUGCUCUUCAGGAUGUCCUUUUGGGUGAAUAUCCUGGAGUUAUGGAUAGUUGGAUGGAUGUCAUCUCUUCACAAGGUUCAUCUUUGCUUUCUGUUGACCUUUCUGAUUCUGAUGUCACAGAUGCUGGGUUGGGUCUCCUCAAGGACUGUUCAAACCUCCAAGCAAUUGCUCUAAAUUAUUGCAACAACAUUUCUGACCAUGGUCUGAAACACUUAAGUGGUCUUACAAAUGUUACAUCCUUGAGUUUGAAAAAGAGCUGCUCUGUAACUGCUGAAGGAAUGCGUGCCUUUUCUACCUUACUCAACUUGGAAAAUUUAGAUAUGGAGAGGUGUUCUGGGAUUCAUGGUGGUCUGGUUCAUCUUAAAGGAUUAAAAAAGCUUGAGUCCCUUAAUAUCAGAUGUUGUAAACACAUCACAGAUAUGGACAUGAAGGCUAUAUCAGGUCUUACUAACUUGAAGGAGUUACAGAUUUCUAAUAGUAACGUUACUGAUGUUGGAGUUUCUUAUUUAAGAGGAUUGCAGAAGCUUAUUAUGUUGAACUUGGAGGGGUGCAAUAUUACCACUGCAUGUUUAGAGUACAUUUCAGCUCUUGCAACCCUUGCCUACUUGAAUUUAAACAGAUGUCAUCUAUCUGAUGAUGGAUGCGAUAAGUUCUCUGGAUUGAAAAACUUGAAGGUGUUGAGCUUGGCAUUCAACGAUGUAACGGAUGCAUGUUUGGUGCAUCUAAAAGGCUUGAAAAAUUUGGAGAGCUUGAACUUGGAUUCUUGUAGGAUUGGUGAUGAAGGCAUUGCUAAUUUGGCAGGCCUUCCACUGAAAAGUUUGGAGUUGUCUGAUACUUCAGUUGGAAGUAGUGGGCUGCGGCAUCUUUCUGGAAUAACUCUUCUGGAGAACUUGAAUCUGUCAUUCACCUUAGUAACAGACAGUGGUUUAAGGAAGUUAUCUGGACUGACAUCUCUUAGAUCACUCAACUUGGAUGCUCGCCAAAUUACAGAUGCUGGACUUACAGCACUUACAAGUCUGACUGGACUGACACGUCUGGAUCUUUUUGGCGCUCGCAUUACAGAUUCUGGAACAAACUGUUUGAAACACUUCAAAAAUCUCAAAUCACUUGAAAUCUGUGGAGGAGGACUAACUGAUGCUGGGGUGAAGAAUAUCAAAGAUCUUGUACACCUAACAGUUCUGAACCUGUCACAGAAUACCAAUCUGACAGACAAGACCUUGGAGUUGAUUUCUGGGUUGACAGAAUUGGUAUCAUUGAAUGUUUCAAAUUCUCUCAUAACCAACGAAGGAUUACGCUAUUUGAAGCCUUUGAAGAAUUUACGUGCACUAUCUUUGGAAUCCUGCAAGGUAACUGCAUCUGAAAUCAAGAAGCUUCAGUCAACUGAACUCCCUAAUCUGGCAAGCUUUCGGCCAGAAUAGCGAGAGACUGGUUAUAUAACACCAUGUAUAUAGACUGUUAUCAACCUGAUAGCAUUGUGUACAGUUUAAUUGUUGUAUAAAGUAGGCCAGUAAGAAAUAGAAAAUUAUUGGAUUGGCAAUGGGCAUUGGCGUCGGAACUUGCAAUGCAUUUGCAGAAAACUGAAGUUACAUGUAAAUAUUGCUUGCUGGCUGCUACAGAAUGAAUCUGUGUAUAAGUUGUCUAUGUUGGCUGCGAACAACUACUAUCUGCCCUGCUUUGGAAACUCCAUCUUGCAGCGUGCAAGUCCCAGUUAAUGGUGUUGAUUAACCGUUGUGGAAAUAAUAUAAUGUUUACUUUUGGAAUUA